Molecule: messenger RNA, 1278 nt
Organism: Manihot esculenta (cassava)
Lineage: Eukaryota; Viridiplantae; Streptophyta; Magnoliopsida; Malpighiales; Euphorbiaceae
Exons: 2
Coding region: 121-1158 (345 amino acids)
Source: RefSeq, a predicted model, not a curated record
UUGGCCAGCUGAAGCUUAAAUCUCCCUAUAUAAAUCCACCACCACACCUUAACCUCUCCAUCUCUUCUCCAUUCUUCCAUUGCUAUAGCUAGCAAACAGCAACAGAUACUCAGCUCAGCCAUGGAGAAAACAAAAUCAUGUGUUCUUCUGGCUUUCUUUCUCGUAUUCGUCUCCUGGGAAGCCUCCAUUGUUGAAGGUGCAAAUGGCAAGAAGGACCCUCUUGAUCCUGCUAUAACUCAUUAUGUGAUGAGGCCUCCAUUAUCUUCAGGCCAUGAACAAGCUUUGUGCCAGGCCAGAGGGAAAUGCUUUAACAAGAUCUUGGUGUGUCCAGAUCAAUGCAAAGUAAGGAAGCCUGUGAAAAACAAGAAGCAGAAGGGAUGCUUCAUGGACUGCAGCAGCAGAUGUGAAGCCACCUGCAAAUGGAGAAGGCCUAGAUGUAAUGGGUAUGGCUCUCUGUGUUAUGAUCCUCGGUUCGUCGGUGGUGAUGGUGUGAUGUUCUACUUCCAUGGAGAAAAGGGAGGAAACUUUGCCAUUGUCUCUGAUGAAAGCCUACAAAUCAAUGCACACUUCAUUGGAACUCGGCCGCAAGGGAGGACUCGAGACUUCACAUGGGUGCAAGCCCUCUCUAUCAUGUUUGAUACUCACACACUAGUCAUUGCAGCAAAGAGAGUCUCACUCUGGGAUGACAAUGUUGAUGCUCUUCUGGUAAAAUGGGAUGGUAACACAGUUGAUAUCCCGGCCGAUGGGGACUCGGAAUGGAGGACUAAUGGAGAAGAAAGAGAGGUUUUAGUUGAAAGAACUGAUGAUAUUAACACUAUAAGAGUUGCAGUCUCAGAUUUGGUAGAGCUGAAUAUAAAGGUGAGACCAAUCGGGAAAGAAGAGAACAGGAUUCACAAUUACCAGUUGCCAGCAGAGGAUGCAUUUGCUCACCUGGAGACACAGUUCAAGUUUUUCAACCUGACAGAUGUUGUUGAAGGAAUCUUGGGGAAGACAUACAGGCCAGAUUAUGUUAGUCCUGUUAAGGUUGGAGUUGCUAUGCCAAUGAUGGGUGGAGAGGACAAGUACAAAACUCCAUCACUGUUUUCAAAUCUUUGCAGCGUUUGCAGAUUUCAAAGGGAGUAUAGCUCUGAAACAACUCAGGGGAUUUCUGAAUACUGAUAACAGAUAAUAGAAGUAAAGAUUAGCAAAUACGAUAUUAAUGUGUAUGUGGUUUUGUGUCGCUGUAAUCUUUGUAUUUGGAUUGAAAUUAUAAAUAAAGAAAGUUUGAAUAUUUGUUUA